GUCCGAGCAUGGCGUCCCCCCAACACCAGCACCUGCUGCCCCAAAACACCGAGGUGAGCUGUGACUCCAGCGGAGAUGGAGGCGUCUCUGUGAGGAUUGGAGUCAAACACAAGCAUGGAUGCGGGCCACUGGGCUCCAUCGGGGGAGGAUUCAUGGGGGGAGCCAAGCACUGCAAGUACAGCAUUUCCUCUAGCUGUAGUUCUGGAGAGUCCGGAGUGAGGAGGCCGGCGGUCAGGAGUUUUCGUGCUCAGAAGAAGAUGCCUCAGCUGUUUGAGAGAUCUGCAGGUCAUUUCUGGGACCCAAAGUUUGACUCUGCGAUCCUGGAGGAAGCCUGCAGAGAACGCUGUUUCCCUCAGACCCAGCGGCGCUUUCGCUACGUCCUCUUCUACCUAGUGGCUGUCGGCUUCCUCUGGGGUUUGUACUUCGCUGCCAACCCUUCCCGAUGUGACCGGGCUGUUUUCCUCCUGCCCACUGCUUCCUUCCUCCUCUUCUGCCUCCUUCUUUUCCUCCUGACCUUCACCAAGCUCUACUCUCGCUGUUACAACCAAGCAUCUCUGCUGCUCAUCAUGGUGACCUUCAUCCUGACCCUGGCCCCCCAGAUCCAGACAUCAGGCUUCAGGGACCCGGAGACCCCCACGCCUACCCUGGAUGUGGAGGAGUCCAGUGGCAUCGGGCCCUCGUACAACCUGUCCUAUGAGAAGCUGGUGGGCGGGAACACCUGGCCGCCAUGUCUGUCUCCUGUAGGCACCUUCUCGCUCUGCAUCGAGGUUCUCCUGCUGCUCUACAGCGUCCUCCAUGUUCGUCUCUACGCCUCUGUUCUGUUGGGGUUUCUCUACUCCGUCUUUUUUGAGAGUUUGGGCUGGCUGCACUUGACCCAGGUAGGGGAGAGGUGGAACUUAGCCUCUCCGUCUGACUGGGAUACGCUGAGCUGGUUGGGCCCAGCCAAAGCUCUGCUCCACCUCUGUGCCCACGCUAUUGGCAUCCACCUGUUCAUCAUGUCUGAGGUGCGCUCACGCAGCACCUUCCUGAAGGUGGGACAAGCCAUCAUGCAUGGCAAAGACCUGGAGGUGGAGAAGGCCUUGAAGGAGCGAAUGAUCCACUCGGUUAUGCCCAGAAUUGUGGCGGAUGAACUGAUGAAGCAGGGCGAUGAGGAGAUAGGAGAUGCUUCUGUGAAACGUUACUCCACCAGUGGUGCUGCUGCCGCCAUCUCCAGCCCUAAAAACAACAAGCGCAAGAAAACGUCCAUCCCACGAGGCCAGAUCAUCUUCAGACCCUUCAACAUGAAGCGCAUGGAGCCCGUCAGCAUCCUCUUUGCGGAUAUUGUGGGCUUCACUAAAAUGUCUGCCAACAAAUCUGCUCACGCCCUCGUAGGACUUUUGAACGACUUGUUUGGACGUUUCGAUAGACUCUGUGAGCUCACUGGCUGUGAGAAGAUCAGCACUCUGGGGGACUGUUAUUACUGCGUGGCUGGUUGUCCUGAGCCCAGGUCAGAUCAUGCGUACUGCUGUGUGGAGAUGGGCCUGGGCAUGAUUCAGGCCAUCGAGCAGUUCUGCCAGGAGAAGAGGGAGAUGGUGAACAUGAGGGUGGGCGUCCACACUGGCACUGUGCUGUGUGGCAUCCUGGGAAUGAAACGCUUCAAGUUUGACGUCUGGUCAAAUGAUGUCAACUUGGCCAAUCUCAUGGAGCAGCUGGGCGUGGCCGGGAAGGUCCACCUGUCGCAGGCCACCGCCAACUUCCUGGACGACCGCUACCGGCAUGAAGACGGACAGGUCAAUGAGCGAAUCGGACAGAGCGUGGUGGCCGACCAGCUCAAAGGUCUGAGGACCUACCUGAUCUCUGGCAGAAAGGUGGAGCCUCUGUCUCACUGCAGCUGCUCCCAGAUGGGUUUAUCUGGACCAGAACUUGCAGAUCCGGCUCCCAAAGUCCUAACUCCUGAUGGAGGACCGUCGGCCGGCCCGUUUCCUCCAGACAGAGCCAAGUCGCCCUGCCUGUCUUGCAGCGUGGCCUUGAUAGCCGGGGAGGAUCGGGUUCUGGAGGAAGGAAUGCACAAUGGCUGCCAUGACGACCACAAGACAAGCAGCAGCAAGGACUCCUCCAAUCUGAAGUGUUCCCCGGCGGUUUCUGCAGGACGAAGCUCCAAAGCCCUGAACGGCCUCCUCAGUCCCCGGCUGGAGGCCCUGACCAACAGCCAGACGUCGCUGUGUGAGAUGCUGCAGGAGAAGGAGAAGAAGACGUGGAGUGGAGGAGCGCUGGGCAUGGACCACUCAGCACUCAUCCCGCUGAGAUCCAAGAACUUCAGGGAGAGAAGUGAUGCUCAUUUUGUGGAUGUUAUUAAGGAGGACAGUCUGAUGAAGGACUAUUUCUACAAACCUCCCAUAAACAAGCUGAGCCUGACCUUCUUGGAGAAGAGCCUGGAGUCAGCGUACCGGAUCAGCUACCAGGAGGAGGUGGAGACCCAGGCAGCUGUGCAGACCUUUGCCAGCCCGACAUUCAGCUCUUUCCUGGACAUGCUGCUGAGCUGCUCUGUGUUUCUGGCUCUGUCUCUGGCCUGUUUCCUUCAGCCGCUGGUUAGCCAACAGACUCUGUCCACGCCAGCGCUCAUCCUGACAGCUGUGGUCGCUCUGCUGGAGGCUCUGGCUCUGCUCUUAGCUAUACGCAUGGCUUUCUACCUGGACAGUGUGCUGACCUGCACUCGGGUGCUGAUGAGGUCCAUCUCCGGCUGGAUAGUGCGACACUUCAUCGGCGCCGUCCUGGUGUCGCUGCCGGCGGUGGCGGUCUUCUCUCACAUCACCUGUGACAUGCAUCUCUCCGUUCAGUUCACCAUGUUCACCUGCUGUGCCGUCAUCAUCGUCAUCAUCCAGUACUGUAACUUCUGCCAGCUCAGCUACUGGAUGCGCUCAACGUUGGCCACACUGGUGGGACUGGUGCUGCUGGGCCUGCUCUUCAGCGCCCCCUGCAGUGUUGCUAAGAGUCUGUUUUUCUGGUCUGAUGGUCAGAACAACAACAACAACAACAACAACAGCUCCAUCGUCAUGUAUGACCUCCCAGUGGACACUGACCCACCACCCCAGCCCCAGGACCUUCUAGGCCCUGAGGCCUGCGUGGCGUUCUUCCUGCUCCUGCUCCUGGUCUGGUUCCUGAACCGUGAGUUUGAGGUCAGUUACCGUCUCCAUUACCAUGGCAACGUGGAGGCCGAUCAACACCGCAUCAAGAUUCAGAACAUGAGGGACCAGGCCGACUGGCUGCUUCGUAACAUCAUCCCCAUCCACGUGGCUGAGCAGCUGAAGGUCACCCAGAGCUACUCCAAGAACCACGACAACGUGGGCGUGAUCUUUGCCAGCAUUGUUAACUUCAGUGAGUUUUAUGAGGAAAGCUAUGAGGGAGGUAAGGAGUGCUAUCGCGUCCUCAAUGAGCUGAUUGGUGACUUUGAUGAGCUCUUACGGAAGCCAGCCUUCUCAAACAUCGAAAAGAUCAAGACCAUCGGCGCCACCUACAUGGCAGCGGCUGGACUGAACGCCCAGCAGUGUGCUGAUGCUGUACAUCCUCACGCCCACCUCCGGGCUCUUUUUGAAUUUGCCCUUGAAAUGAUGCGAGUGGUGGAUGACUUCAACAAGAACAUGCUGGGCUUUGGCUUCAAGCUUCGUAUUGGGUUCAACCAUGGGCCUUUAACAGCUGGGGUGAUUGGCACCACCAAGCUUCUCUACGACAUCUGGGGAGACACCGUCAACAUAGCCAGUCGCAUGGAUACUACAGGGGUGGAGUGCCGCGUUCAGGUCAGCGAAGAAAGCUACUGUGUGCUCAGUGGCAUGGAUUAUGACUUUGAUUAUCGUGGCACAGUUAACGUGAAAGGCAAAGGCCAGAUGAAGACCUUCCUGUACCCUAAAAGCAGUGACAGCGGCCCGGUGCCUCAGUACCAGCUCUCCGUCUCACCAGAGAUCCGAGCGCAGGUGGACGGUAGCAUUGGACGCUCUCCCACCGAUGAAAUCGCCAGCAUGGUGCCGGCAACGAGCACGACCACAAGCAGCACCAGUACCAUGGUUCCCAGUACCAGCACCGGAUCAUCUCCUGUUGCAGGGAUAAGCCAUGGGAAGGAGGCAUACGGCCGGGAAAGACGUCCUGCCACAGAAACCUCUGCUGCCAGGAGGUCAGUGUCUCACAGCGGCCUCACGUCUUUACCUACAACCAACGUGGAAGGAACUCCUCCCUCCUCAGAGAACAAAGAGCUCAUCAUCUCAUCAUACCAGCAGGACCCGCCCCAGAACUCUACAAGCUGUCCCAAAGACACCAAGAACGACCAGUAUGAGGAUGGAUAUGACAGUAGUGUUGGAGAAUUAACCCGACUUUAAGAGUUUGCUCCUUUUAAUAUCAACCCUCGACCCUUUAAGCUCCAGAACUGCUCUUUAUCGGUCCUACAAGUAGAGACAGAGGGUGUGGAGGAACCACAUCCCUCUUCUCAUUAGCCAGGAAGCAGGUUGUUUUUAGUGUAAAUAUGAUUGCCUGAUGUUCUCAAAGGUGCUGGGUGGACCAUAAAGAAGGUCAGAGGCAUGGGAAGAUGUGCUAGCUAACCCUGGACCUUCUCCCGAUCGCUACAGAUCCCAUCGUCUGCCAUUAACCUACUUGAUUAUCUUUACUCCUUUAAUCUUGAUCAUUUCUUUCAUAUAUCUUUUAAGUGCCUUUAGACUAGAAUAAUAUGUAGACUAAGCCUUUCUGAGUAAGGGAAAGACAACACAAAGGGAAAAUUGUAAAAUCUGAAACUUUUGGAAAAAAAAUGUUGCUUUUGUUACCGGUUUACUUUUUAAACUAUGUUUUGCUAUGAUACUUUUGCCUUUUAUCAAAGAGGAGAGAAACAGCGUAAGAAGCAUCUCAAAAUGUGUCAAAAGAAGGGAAAUGAAAAAGAUGUUAGUCUGAGAUAUGUACUUGUAAAAUCUGCACUAGUAUGCUGCAGAGCCUGUGUCCACAUUGCUCUGACAUCCAGAAACCUGUUGAGGGUGGCAGGACUAAUCAGUACAGGCUGAGGAUGAGCUGUGUGAGUGUGUUAGCAUGCAGAGUGUGUGUCUUUAUCAGGAGAUUAUGCAGCUUUAAUCAGGAGAGUUGCCUAAAAGUUACUCAGAUGAACUGCAGGAUUACAAACCCUUCAAAACUGCAUUGGACAGUAAAGGUCUGUGCUGAUGGGGCAGCUUUUAGUCUCGACACUGAUGGUCUCAGCUCCAUUUAGUCAGCAUGCUAGCAGCGAGGCUAACUGCUGCUGCUGUUUGUGCCCUUCACUCAUCAUCAACACUCUGGUGGGACCUGAAGCUCCUGUUGAUGAGUGUUUCAGAGGAUCCUACAGACCACUGGUGAACCUGUAGAGUCUUCAGACGUUAGGUGGAUGAGAGAAGCAGCUGCCUAGGGUUGCUAUGGGUUACACUGUGUGUUAGUUGGUGGAGCUUUUCAUGGAUAAUCAAAGUGGAAUGUCACUAAUAAAAUCUAAAUGUGUUUAAUAGUGUUUGUUGUUACACAAAACUUGAACUGUUUAUUUGAGGCACCCCUUUCUACUUGAUUAUUUGAAGGACAAUCCUGGAUGCAAACCGCUGGACGCUUCUGCUGCUUCAUUCUUUCAGUGGCAUGAAUGUUAAAGCAUUAGCACUGUAAAUACACAGACAGUGCACUGGAUGGAUCCAGAUCCCCAGGUGUUUGGUGUUUUGGUUUUAUUUCAUGCUUCACAUCUUUCUUGCUGUUACAUCUCUCUCUCACUGUUUCUUGAAAAAAGAUUGUGUGCUCAAAGGCAAAAAGUUUCACCAUGAAACCCACUUAGUUUUCUUAUUUAUCACAUCUAGAUAUCCUGAACAACACAACCUCAUGUUUUUAAGUUUCCUAACAAGACAUUUUUAGUAACAUGACAAAUGUUGAGGAAAUACAGAGAACCAAUCUGCCUUCGGUUAUUGAACAAUAUUUUAUGUUUUCUGCUGCAUUUUAAAUGAUGCUAAUAGUUAAGAGUUAGUUUGGUUUGUUUUCGAGUAGCUUGUGCCUUUUAACUUUGACUCGGUUUUAAAUUGCUUUCAUUUCUUAAUACAGUGAACAUCUCUCCACAGCAUGUGCUCUGAGAAUGUCUGUUCAUUUUAGUAAACUUUCCUAAGAUCACCAGAUUCAAGCAGUGCCUUUUCUACAUACACUAUAUUGCCAAAAGUAUUGGCUCACCUGCCCUUGACUCGCAUAUGAACAUAAGUGACAUCCCGUUCCUAAUCCAUAGGGUUCAAUAUGACGUGGGUCCACCCUUUGCAGCUAUAACAGCUUCAACUCUUCUGGGAAGGCUGUCCACAAGGUUUAGGAGUGUGUUUAUGGGAAUUUUUGACCAUUCUUCCAGAAGCACAUUUGUGAGGUCACACACAGAUGUUGGACCAGAAGGUCUGGCUCUCAGUCUCUGCUCUAAUUCAUCCCAAAGGUGUUCUAUGGGGUUGAGGUCAGGACUCUGUGCAGGCCAGUCAAGUUCAUCCACACCAGACUGUCAUCCAUGUCUUUAUGGACCUUGCUUUGUGCACUGGUGCACAGUCAUGUUGGAAGAGGAAGGACCAGCUCCAAACUGUUCCCACAAAGUUGGGAGCAUGGAAUUGUCCAAAAUGUCUUGGUAUGCUGAAGCAUUCAGAGUUCCUUUCACUGGAACUAAGGGUCCAAGCCCAGCUCCUGAAAAACAAGCCCACACCAUAAUCCCCCCUCCACCAAACUUUACACUUGGCACAAUGCAGUCCCACAAGUAUCGUUCUCCUGGCAACCACCAAACCCAGACUGGUCCAUCAGAUUGCCAGAUGGAGAAGCGUGAUUGGUCACUCCAGAGAAGGCGUCUCCACUGCUCUAGAGUCCAGUGGAGGCUGCUUUACACCACUGCAUCCCAUGCUUUGCAUUGCACUUGGUGAUGUAUGGCUUGGAUGCAGCUGCUGGGCCAUGGAAACCCAUUCCAUGAAGCUCUCUGCUGAAGCACUGUUCUGGAGCUAAUCUGAAGGCCACAUGAAGUUUGAAGGUCUGUAGCGAUUGACUCUGCAGAAAGUUGGCCACCUCUUGGCACUAUGCUCCUCAGCAUCCACUGACCCCGCUCUGUCAGUUUACGUGUCCUACCACUUGGUGGCUGAGUUGCUGUCGUUCCCACACACUUCCACUUUCUUAUAAUACAGCUGACAGUUGACUGUGGAAUAUUUAGGAGCAAGGAAAUGUCACGACUGGAUUUGUUGCACAGGUGGCAUCCUAUCACAGUUCCACGCUGGAAUUCACUGAGCUCCUGAGAGCGAGCCAUUAUUUCACAAAUGUUUGUAAAAGCAGUCUGCAGCCUAGGUGCUGGAUUUUAUACACCUGUGGUCAUGGAAGUGAUUGGAACACCUGAUUCUGAUUAUUUGGAUGGGUGAGCCAAUACUUUUGGCAAUAUAGUGUAUGUACAAAAUAAAUGUAAGCAAACCAAACCUUUGACAUUAAUUUGAUUCCUUUUGCUGUAUUUAUUUGUCAGAUGUGCUUGUUUUAAAUCAAUACCAGUGGUGUGACAGGUUCUUUUGUCCAUGAGCACACAACCCUUCUACUGUACAAUAAAGGGAUGCUUAGAGUAAUUAUUAUUAAGUGCUUAAUGAAGGUCAUGGUGUUUGAGUGUCAGGUGAAGCAUAUAAGCUAUGUUUCUUUUUGUUUUGACUGGUAAGCUCUUUUAAAUAAUGUGUUUUUUUAUGAGAUCUGAGCGAUGAGAUGGAGCCAUAACGUCACAGAUUUGAAUCCCUCCUCUUUGUUUCCCUGCAGACAUAUCUGCUGAUCUGGUUGAUUUAUUGAGAUGUAAGCGACUUUCUGACCAGCAGAAUGGCACACUGGGUAAAAUUUGAUGCCAAAGAGUGUCAUUGCCAUCCCUUAUUAUAUCUUAUUUAUUUUCUUUUAUAUACUGGCUUAACUUCUUCAUUUGCAGGUCAUUUAUAUACUCACUGUUAAAACACGAUUGCACAAGGCACUCACUUUUUUGUAUAGUAUGCCUUUGAAUUGUAAAGCAUUUGAGCAUUUUCUAUAAUUUAUAUAAGCGCAUGUUUUAGAGUAUUAAAUAGUCUAAAGAACUGAGUAACUUUAACCAUGCUGGAGUAGUACUUGUGGGUUCUGUUUGCCUGCAUGUGUGUAAAUCAUGUGUGAGUGUUUGUAAAACUGUGUGGUUGUGUGUAAUUUGGGAGGGACGCUCCAAUCUGAGCAAGAAUGUAAUUUUAGUGGACUUUUAUCACUGCAGAAUGUGUGACAUUCUAGGACAGAAUCAAUCAGUAGAGGUUUCCCUUUUUCAAAUUCAAAGUAGCCAAAUAAAAUGAGUGAGAUGCAGGAAGAUACCUGCUGGUAGGAAGUACCGGAGUACUGCUCCCGCCAAGUUUUAACCAACUGUUGCUUUCUUUAGGUGUGUUUUUGUACAUAGCACGCUAACAGGUGAAGUGAAAGUUAAAAUUGAAUAAAGUCAGUUGCUGGGAAA
Amphiprion ocellaris (clown anemonefish) is the source of this 8446-nucleotide messenger RNA. Its product is annotated as adenylate cyclase type 9-like. Lineage: Eukaryota; Metazoa; Chordata; Actinopteri; Pomacentridae. The transcript is spliced from 10 exons. The record is from RefSeq and is a predicted model, not a curated record. Gene Ontology annotation, molecular function: adenylate cyclase activity. The coding region runs from base 9 to 4346 and encodes 1445 amino acids. Gene Ontology annotation, biological process: adenylate cyclase-activating G protein-coupled receptor signaling pathway; cyclic nucleotide biosynthetic process; intracellular signal transduction.